AGAAUGACAAGCUUUGCACUUUCCUGAAAUUGGCACUUAAUUUGUGUCCUGAUGAAGCUAAAAAGUUUUUUUUUACAUUUUCUGGAAAACUUACGACAGGAUCGACAUGAAAGAAUAUAUGUUCUGGGACUUCGUCAUUAUUUAAGGACUCUAGAAGUUUCAAAGUAUUGAGAAGGAAAAUUUUUAAAAACGUGAACGUGAAAAAUAGCACUCCACAUUUUUCAGACUGGGCGACCACUCCUGCCUCGCAUGUGCAAUUAUUUUUUUUCAUUAUUGAUUCGCAGAAAUUUACAUUAGGACCUCUGAUACCAGUUUCAGAAAAACUUGAACAGUAGUGGGGAAUCCAUUCUCAUUUGGAAUUAUGGAUUUAUAAAUGUGAUUGGUUGAGGAUUCGGCUCUAUGCCGUCAUGGAUUGAAUAAAUUCGCUGCCUUGAUUGCUCCGAUCGACUAGUAGAGGCAGUCUAAAGAAUUUUUUCAGACGUUGAUAUUGUCAAGACGUUUAGGGACUAUAAUGCGCACAGUCACCUACAAUUGUCUACUUUUAAGUCUCCUUCUAAUAAAAUCUGAUGGAAUAGAUUAUAAGUUUGUAAAUGUGAUUUUCCGACAUGGGGACCGAACUCCGCAGAAUAAUUCCUACGAAAUAUUCCCUACAAGCGAAUAUGCGAAAUACCGUUUUGAUCCAUAUGGUUAUGGACAACUGACCAAUAAAGGGAAGCGAAAUGCCUAUCAACUAGGCAUCGACAUUCGUGAUUAUUAUUCUCAAUUCUUGAAUGAUCUAUAUCACCCAGAGGAAAUAUCUGCACAGAGUUCUGACGCUGAUAGAACUAAAAUGUCUUUGCAAUUAGUGAUGGCAGGUAUAUUUCCUCCCUCAUCGGCUCAGUCGUGGAAUUGUAAGCUGAACUGGCAGCCUGUUGUAACGAAUUACAUACCCCGUGAUGACGAUUACGUCUUGAAUUUUCUCAAAUGCCCCAAUUUCAAAAAGGAACACGACGCUGUGAAAAAACUUCCCGAAGUCGUCGAAAAAGUUUCGCAAUACAGUACGUUUGCAAAACAGCUCUCCGAAUGGACGGGAGUUCCAAUUACUCCUACGAAACAUUUCGUGCAAAUUUAUCAUGCUUUAACAAUGUUAGAUCAUAUGGGAUUCGCAUCUCCUCAUUGGAGUAGUCGGUUUUAUCCCGAAGGUCUUCUAUUAGAUGGUGUAGCUCUCGAUUUUGAAAUUUUAAAUUAUAAUGAGAGAUUGAGAGCUUUAAGUGGAGGAAUGGUUUUGAAGAAGUUCAUCGACAAUAUGGUGGCAGCUGCUGAUCCAAAUUCAAAUUCGCGCUUGAAAAUGGAGUUGUUUAGUGCUCACGAGGUCAAUAUCGUUGCCAUUUUAAAAAUUCUCGGUGUUUAUGAAAAACAUUUUCCAGAUUAUUCUAGCGCUGUGUUCGUUGAAUUGCUGAAGGAAAAUAAUGAAUAUUAUGUCAAUAUUGACUAUUACUUGAACCCCUCAUCGAAGAGAAUUCAUCUACCUAUACCUGAUUGUGAACCAAAAUGUUCCCUGAAACGUUUUAUAGAACUGUUCAAAGAUAAGUUACCUAAGGCGGAAGAUAUGAAGUGUAAAGUGUGAUAAUAAUACUGGUAAAAAUUAUGUUACAUGGAUAAUUCAUCCUCAAAUAAACGGGGAAAAACCAAUCCCAGAGAAUUCUCUGAAUACAAUUCAUAUCU
Messenger RNA from Fopius arisanus, 1704 nucleotides. RefSeq names its product venom acid phosphatase Acph-1-like. The transcript has 7 exons. Lineage: Eukaryota; Metazoa; Arthropoda; Insecta; Hymenoptera; Braconidae. Gene Ontology annotation, biological process: dephosphorylation. Bases 512 to 1606 code for a protein of 364 amino acids. The record is from RefSeq and is a predicted model, not a curated record. Gene Ontology annotation, molecular function: phosphatase activity.